AGCUCGUGAUCAGUCCUCGUCAUAAAUUCUACCAAUUGUGUGUGUGGCGGCUUACAAUUCUGUAGUUUCAUCUAUAAAAAAUAAAUGCAACAUAUGUUUAAUUAAAAUUAUGAAAAAAAAUUAAACAAAAUUGUAUUAUACUACAAGUUGCGUAAGAUUUCAGUCUGAUGGUCCUCAAGAACCUCCGUAUGGGACGUGUAAUCAACGUUGUGGGUAGCAGAACAUUUGCAAAUGGAGGCGUGAAAGCUAGGAAGCUACCUACUAAAAUAACCAGCCAUAAAAUAAAUAUGUCAAUAACAAAGUCACUUGGGGUCUUAUGUCUAUAAUUUGUGGCUAGCGAAUAACGAAUUGCGUGACAGGCGAAUACAAGUAUAGCAAAAAUAAUUAAGUAUAAAAACAUUUAAACGGUGCGCAAACGGCCUCGCUCCUCGCUCAGUAUCGCGGCAUCAGCUGGACGUGCUCGCCGCCAUUUUAUUUGUGUUGAGUUUUAUAUUUCGUUAUAAUGUCUCAACAAGGGCCGGCUUUUGAUGUGAACGCAAUGACCUUAACCCGAUGGGUUUUGGCACAACAAAGAACGGCUCCAGAAGCUACCGGAGACUUAACACAACUUCUGAAUUCCAUACAAACAGCAGUCAAGGCUAUAACAUCUGCCGUAAGAAAAGCUGGAAUCGCUAAACUGCAUGGAAUAUCUGGCGACACAAACGUGCAAGGUGAAGAAGUAAAAAAACUGGAUGUUUUAUCAAAUGACCUCUUUAUUAAUAUGCUAAAGUCUUCCUUUACGACCUGCCUUCUCGUUUCCGAAGAAAAUUCUUCAGUUUUACAGGUGGAGACUGAAAGACGCGGCAAGUAUGUGGUCUGCUUCGACCCUCUUGACGGUUCCUCGAAUAUAGACUGUUUGGUUUCAGUUGGCUCAAUUUUUGCCAUUUACAGGAAAGUUUCAAGCGGCGAACCAACAGAGGCCGACGCCCUAAGGCCUGGCAACAAUCUGGUCGCUGCUGGGUACGCGCUGUAUGGUUCCGCAACCAUGAUGGUUCUGUCCAUAGGAAAAGGAAAAGGUGUCAACGGGUUCAUGUACGACCCCUCUAUUGGAGAGUUCAUUCUAACCGAUCCCAACAUGCGGAUACCAGACAAGGGCAAGAUUUAUUCCAUAAAUGAAGGAUACGCAGCAGAAUGGUCGGACGGUUUAAAGAAUUACAUAGAAGAGAAGAAGCGACCAAAGACAGGAAAAGCGUACGGCGCGCGGUAUGUUGGCUCUAUGGUUGCUGACGUGCACAGGACUAUCAAAUAUGGCGGGAUAUUUAUGUAUCCUGCAACCCAGUCUGCGCCUAAGGGGAAGCUCCGCCUACUCUACGAGUGCAACCCCAUGGCGUUUAUCGUGACGGAGGCGGGCGGGCUCGCUACUAACGGCUCGCAGCCCAUCCUGGACAUCAAACCCACUUCCAUUCACGAACGAGCGCCUUGCUACCUCGGCUCAAAACUUGAUGUUGAGGAAUUGUUGAAGUUUCUUAAUUGAAAACUCUUUUUGUUAAGGCUGAUUUACGAAGAGCUUAUUAAAAUGGAUACUAUUUCACAUUAUCACUAAAUGAGUCAAAAUGUACUUUAAAAUAUUAUAUAUACCUAUUUGUCAAAUGUGUAGUCAAUUCCUUUUGAUUUCAUAGAAAAAGGAUUUUAUUUUUAAUUAUAAUUUAACACAACUAAGAGCAUCUAAGCAAAGAAUUGAAUAUAUAUUAUAUAAACGAAAUCUAAAUUUUGUUAGUGUAAAAAAAAAUACAAUAUGUUCAAAGAUUAUUAAACUUUAUUUAUAUACAA
Messenger RNA from Nymphalis io (European peacock), 1809 nucleotides. It is a transcript of the gene fbp, whose product is annotated as fructose-1,6-bisphosphatase 1. Gene Ontology annotation, molecular function: fructose 1,6-bisphosphate 1-phosphatase activity. The coding region runs from base 503 to 1513 and encodes 336 amino acids. Gene Ontology annotation, cellular component: cytosol; cytoplasm. The record is from RefSeq and is a predicted model, not a curated record. NCBI's taxonomy places the organism in Eukaryota, Metazoa, Arthropoda, Insecta, Lepidoptera, Nymphalidae. Gene Ontology annotation, biological process: fructose metabolic process; gluconeogenesis; sucrose biosynthetic process. The transcript is spliced from 7 exons.